GAAUGCCGUAAUAUCUAACACUUUAGCACUAAUAAAUCGGGUUACUCAUCAUAUAAACUUUAAUUACUUCAUUAUCCAAUAAUCCUUUUGCAUGCACAAUUUAGUAAAUACGUUUGUUGCUACUGUUUAGAUUUUUUGACAUGUAAUUAUAAAUUUAAUGUAUUGACGGUCUAGUGAUUACUCAUUGUUAAAUCUAUUUCAUUCAUAGACGAUGUUCCAAGUCCUGAUCAAAUUACAUAAUCUACCGUUCUGCUAAAUUGUUCUUUUUAAUUGUACCCAUGUAGUCCUUUUUGAAGAUAUUAUCUUAAAAGUUAAACGCUGGUGAAAGAAAUCUUCUCAGCCUGGGACAUAUUAUUAGUCUGCGAAAAUCAUUUGGCUUAGCUAUAGUGCAAUAAUAAAUUUUUGUUGAUUGAUAAAUAUAAUAUAUAAGUCAUUUGCCUAUAGUUGUUUUUAUAGAACUGCUGACUGUGAAGUUUGAUUGCAAAACAAACGUGUUCAGACAAGGCUUUAUAAGCGUGUGACGUUUUAUAAGUGUUUUGUUCGCUGGUGAGAUACCUGAAGCAGUAAAACAAAGAUUAAAACAAGUGGACAUAUUAUAUGGAAUAUCACUGAGUAAUAUUGUAAUAAAGAAAAGUGAUGCAGUGUAUAAAAUAAUUUUAAAUUGGCAAAUAUGCUAUUGCUUUGUGUAUAGAAACAUAAUUAUGCUGUUUUUCCCAUUAGAAUAACAUCUGUCUUUAUAAUGGAAGUCCCGGGACGUAAAGCACCUUCUGCUUUGUCAUCUUUGUCGUGCCAGCCAUGCCAGCGUGACGGUGAUACUGUAAAUGCAGAGGGUUAUUGCGAGAACUGUAACGAGUUUAUAUGUACAUCAUGUAUCAAGGCACACAGAAAGUUGGCUGUUACUACAAAUCACGUGAUCAAAUCCAAAGAGGAAAUGCCAAAUUUACAGGCUCAUAUUGACCCAUGCACGGAGCUCUGUUAUGUUCAUAAGAAUGAAAUAGUCAAGUUUUAUUGUCGGGAACAUGACAGUGUGGGAUGUGGAGAUUGUAUUGUUCUUAAUCAUGCCUCCUGUAAGAUUCAUCCUGUUUCAGACGUGUCGUGUAACUAUGAAAACAGUGACGAACUUGUUUUAAUCAAACACAAAAUUGAUCAUCUCAGCAAAAACCUAGCUUCAUGUAAAGAAGAAAUAAACCGCAGUCUGAAAACAGCGGAUGAAAUAAAGACGGAUGUUGUUAAGGAAAUUAAAGAGUUCCGUAAAGAAAUGGAGGACUACCUAGAUAAAAUAGAAGCAGACCUUUUACGAGAAGUUGAUGAAGUGAAUGAAAGAGAUGUGUCUUCACAGAAAAAGCUUCAAGAUCAAUGCGGUGUUUUGGCUGAUGAAAUUGAACUCUUUCAAGCUAAACUUGAUCGAUGCAAAGACAAAGUUAACAAUCUGUUUGUGACAGCUAAGCGCAUACAGGAAAGUCUUCAGAAAUGCCAAGAAAUAAAUGAGGAAAUUUCAUCAAAUAGUCAAAUAAACGAUUAUAAAUUCUCAGCAUGUAAAGAAAUAAGCAAUUUAAAAACACGCAACACAUGUCUUGGUAAUCUUGAAACAAAGUUAAUGAAAUUUUCCGGUCAGUGCAAGAAAACCUUGAUUGAGAACAGAAUACAAUUUGUAAAGAAAAUUAAUGUGCACACGAAAAAAGACAAAAAUUGUUUUAUUUCUGGAAUGGCAAUCAUUUCCGAGACUGAAAUUUUGUGUGCCGAUCAGAACAAUAGCUCACUAAAAGUCUUUAAUCACAGAGAAGAUAAGGUUAAAGCAAUAUUAAAAACAACGACUUGCCCAUUUGAUAUUACUACAAUAGAUUCAUCCUCUGCUGCAACAACUUUACCAUAUGAAGGUAAAAUCAUGUUUCUCAAUACGCAAAACGGUUUGACUGAAAGUCACCGUCUGGAUGUCAGGGAAGGGUGUCAGGGAAUAGAUCAUCGGGACGGUAAAAUAGCUGUUUCAUUUGUUGAGCCUCCCGCUGUUCAGGUUAUAGACAAGGAAGGUAAUAUUCUUCAUGAGGUUGGGGAUACCAGCAUGUUGAAGUAUCCACAUUUAGUGUCUUUGAGUAGGAAUAAUGAGAGUAUAUUUGUGUCCGACUUGAAAAACUCUGCCGUGUAUGAGUUUAACCUGAAAGGAAAUUUACAGUCUAUCAAUAAAAGAGGAAGUAUGAACCUCCCAGCCGGCCUAACGGUAACAAACCGUGGUUACGUUGUUGUGUGUUAUCUGGAUAAAAGCGAUAUGUUUGGGGUGAUUGUGCCUGGAACGACCCACAUUUUUCCUCUCCAUACAAGGACUUUGCAUGAUUCAUUUCAACCAUAUUCUGUCAUCAUAUCUGAAAAGCAAAGAAAAAUGUUUAUGAGUGAAAGUUCUUUUUCUAAAUAUUGCAACUACAUAAAAAUAUUUGAAUUAGAAUAGACAUACAUUUUGUGAGAACUGUCGAGCUGUUUGUUGAUAAGGAGACAAUAGUGACGUAUGAUGGGGGAAGUGUCAUGGCAGUUAAGGUGUGUUGUAAUUCAUGAAGGAAAAAAAAAGAAUCAUGUUUACAGUAUAACAUUUAGUGAUACACUAUUAAAGGAAGCGACAAUAAACUGUUUGAUUUAAAGGCCCAUAAGAAAAGCUGUUAUUUUUGUUUCUCAAAAGCUUUUUAUGUUUGGUGUCCUGUUAUAUGGGUAUAGUUACCAAAAUGCUUACUAAUUGGCCAAUUACAUGCACCAUCUUUUGCUUUUGAUGCUUUCUUAGCAGUUCAUAAAGUUAUAUUAAUUUGGUAUUUUGUAUGAAAGUCAAAAUACUACUUUGUUUACAUUUUGUUACUUUUAUUGCAAAUAAUUUUAUGCUCAGCACUUUUUUCUUCAGGUGAUAUGCAGGUACCGUAAUAUUCUCUAAAACCAUUAUUUAACAUUAUAAAACUCAUGUCUGCCCUUUUUAAAGAAAAAACAACUUAUUUG
This is a messenger RNA of Ruditapes philippinarum (Manila clam), 2970 nucleotides long. RefSeq names its product protein lin-41-like. Gene Ontology annotation, molecular function: zinc ion binding. NCBI's taxonomy places the organism in Eukaryota, Metazoa, Mollusca, Bivalvia, Venerida, Veneridae. The transcript has a single exon. Bases 740 to 2440 code for a protein of 566 amino acids. The record is from RefSeq and is a predicted model, not a curated record.